UACGGUUAUUGCCGGCCGAUGCAUGAUGCUGCAAUCAGCUCCAGUACCUCUAAUAAAAAAGACUGAGCAGCACCAUUCCGGUCCCUGGUAUCUUGAUCACGUUCAACUUCCGGUGGAGGUGCCUUGUAAGAAUUCCAGUGUCUGCAGUGUCUGCAGCGUGUACAACUGCACUAUAGGUCCGCUUCUUCCAUUCGCUCCCUUCCUCUACCAUCCUGAUGGCUUCACUUUCGAGGCUUCCAUCGCGAAUGAUGGCGUCGUCCAAACCAAAUGUCGUCGCUUCCCAGCGGCUUGCCUCGAUUAAUCGCCAUUUUUCUACAUCUCCAACACGGGCUGCCGCUGAGGUGAAGAAAAUCGGGGUUAUUGGUGCUGGACAGAUGGGUUUGGGCAUUGCUCUUGUCGCCGCUCAAAAAGCUCAAGUACCCGUCACCCUCGUCGACAACUCCCAACAGUCCCUCGACAAAGGUCUCGCCUUCGCAGAUAAACUCCUGGCCAAAGAUGUGUCCAAACAGAGGAUCACUGAAGAGGUGGCUAAAGCGACAAGAGCUAGAUUAACAGCAACCACGGAAAUCUCAGAUCUUAAAGAUGUCGACAUGGUCAUUGAAGCCGUACCUGAAAUCCUGUCCCUGAAAGAGAAGAUAUUUGCGCAGUUGGCCGAGGUCUGUCCCAAGCAUGCCAUUCUUGCAACCAAUACCUCGAGUAUAAGCAUCACCAAGAUCGCCCGAGCCACUUCCAAGGACCCCACCGAUACGUCGGCAUCCUCCCGAGUUGUUUCGACGCAUUUCAUGAACCCCGUACCUGUCCAGAAAGGCGUGGAGAUUAUUUCCGGCCUCCAAACGUCGCCAGAAACUCUGGCAACCGCGGUUGCGUUCUGUGAGAAGAUGGGCAAGAUCCCAUCGGUAUCACAAGACAUCCCUGGUUUCCUCGCCAACCGAAUCCUGAUGCCCUACAUCAAUGAGGCCAUCAUCUGUUUGGAGCAGGGAAUCGGAAAGCGGGAGGAUAUCGACAGCAUCAUGAAGAAUGGAACCAACGUUCCUAUGGGUCCCCUGACAUUGGCUGAUUUCAUCGGCCUUGACACAUGUCUUGCAAUCAUGGAGACCCUACAUGCCGGUCUUGGAGAUAGCAAGUACCGACCAUCGGUGCUUUUGAGACAGUACGUCGAUGCUGGUUGGCUGGGCAAGAAGAGCGGCAAGGGCUUCUACGACUAUAAAUAGAGAGAUUUGUCUUGAACGGCGGGAUUUUCAGAUGUCAACCAAAAUAAAGCCAUGUACAAUGUGAUCAAAACAACCAUCGGCCACAGGACCUUGAAUAAACUUUUAUGCAUUCAUGA
This is a messenger RNA of Exophiala mesophila, 1327 nucleotides long. RefSeq lists its product as uncharacterized. Lineage: Eukaryota; Fungi; Ascomycota; Eurotiomycetes; Chaetothyriales; Herpotrichiellaceae. Gene Ontology annotation, biological process: fatty acid metabolic process. The transcript has 2 exons. Gene Ontology annotation, molecular function: oxidoreductase activity, acting on the CH-OH group of donors, NAD or NADP as acceptor; NAD+ binding. The record is from RefSeq and is a predicted model, not a curated record. Bases 216 to 1211 code for a protein of 331 amino acids.